AUGGCAGACGACAUCACCCGGGACCUGGUCGUCGCUCUUCAGUCAAUAAGCUACAGCGGAUCGACCUCUGCUACUCUGCUCUCCGAUCCCAUCGACAUCAUGAUCGACUCGACAGAUCCGAAUCUCUGGCUCCCCGCCGAUGUCUGUGAUGCCUUCGAAGCGGCCUUCGGGCUGACCCUCGAUAGCGAAUCCGGCUUAUACUUGGUGAACGAGACGCACCGGAACGCGCUGCUCGACUCGAAUGCCCAAGUGUCCUUUAGGCUGUCCGACGUAAAGUCAGGGGGCGAUACAGUGACGAUAGUUCUCCCUUACGCGGCUUUCGACCUCACGGCGCGCAACCCUCUCGUGGAGAACACCACUCACUACUUCCCCCUGAAGCGGGCCAACAGCUCGGCGCAGUACACGCUCGGGCGGACCUUUUUACAGGAGGCUUACCUCUCUGUCGACUACGAGCGCAAGGUAUUCAAUGUAUCGGCGUGCGAAUGGAACCAGGGCGCCACGGCGACCAUCGUCACGAUUACACCCGGGGACUCGGAUUCGGGCAACUCGGGCAACUCGGGGGACCCGGGCGACGGUUUCUCGAGCGGCUCGGGCCUAAGCGCCGGAGCCAUCGCCGGCAUCGUCGUCGGCGCCGUGGUCGUGGUGCUCAUCGUCGCCGCAAUCAUCAUCCUCCGCUACCGAAGGAAGUGGUUGGGCGCCGGUUUCGCCGCUGCCGCAAAAAGGGAUCCGCCGUCGCCCGACGAAGCCGUCCUCAAAGGCCCCGUCUUCAACUCGCCCUCCGCUCGCCACGACUCCACGCAAGACUCGUCGGUGCCCUUCUCGGCGGCCGAUGUAUCGGCCACCAGGUCCCGAUCGACAGCCGAAUACGCCAGACCGGCAUCAAGCGGACUGCGCGACAGUAGUACCGCCAACUCAUCCACGCCGGAGCUGGAUGGCCGCGAUACGCUGGUCAGACCAGACACCGAGCUUGACGGGAACGAGAUCAAGGGCCCGCUACCUCGCGUGGCGGAGAAUCCGGGCGGCCUCCACGAGCUGCCGGGGAGCGAACCGGUUGUGAAUGGCAGGAAUGGCAAUCGGAGCAGCGAGGCAGAAGUGAAUCGGACAUCUUCCCCUGCGCCUCUGUCGCCCUCCUCCCUCUCUGCCGAGGGUAGACAGGGAUGGAAACACUCCCCUCCCUCACCAAUGACUGCCACGACCGACAGGAAUCCGGCGGCGUGGGGACGUGAUAGCCUGGUGUCCCAGUUGUAA
Molecule: messenger RNA, 1248 nt
Organism: Chaetomium strumarium
Lineage: Eukaryota; Fungi; Ascomycota; Sordariomycetes; Sordariales; Chaetomiaceae
Exons: 2
Coding region: 1-1248 (415 amino acids)
Source: RefSeq, a predicted model, not a curated record